This is a messenger RNA of Striga hermonthica, 489 nucleotides long. The record is from the annotation of a GenBank genome assembly. Lineage: Eukaryota; Viridiplantae; Streptophyta; Magnoliopsida; Lamiales; Orobanchaceae.
AUGGACGUCAACAGCGGCGGCGCGUCGGCGGUGGAGCUGCCGGAGAGCAUCUCCUCUGUUAUCCCGGGGUGGUUCUCGGAGAUUAGCCCAAUGUGGCCUGGGGAAGCUCACUCGUUGAAGGUUGAAAAAAUAUUAUUUCAGGGGAAGUCUGAUUACCAGAAUGUUUUGGUUUUUCAGUCAGCAUCAUAUGGAAAAGUUCUAGUGUUGGAUGGUGUGAUUCAACUCACCGAGAGGGAUGAAUGUGCUUAUCAAGAAAUGAUUACUCAUCUCCCACUCUGCUCCAUUCCGAAUCCGAAAAAGGUUCUGGUAAUUGGAGGAGGAGAUGGUGGUGUUUUGCGUGAAGUGUCUCGUCAUUCAUCGAUCGAGAAAAUAGAUAUAUGUGAGAUUGAUAAAAUGGUGGUUGAUGUUUCGAAACAAUUUUUCCCUCAUGUAGCAGUGGGGUAUGAUGAUCCUCGUGUGACAUUGCACAUUGGAGAUGGUAAAAUAUAA